GGGAAGAAGUCAGGAAGCUGCCUGCUUGUGACAGCCGUAUCAAAGCACAUAAAAAAAAACUUGAGCUUGAACUGUUUCGGUUAGAAUUAGACUCCCAAAAACCGCCGCUGACAUGUCGAAGAACACCUUGUCCGCCGCCCGUUUCAGGCGAGUGGACGUGGACGAGUACGACGAGAAAAAAUGUGUGGACGAGGAGGACUGAAGAGUAAACCAGCUGGGACCCGACGAGGCAGAGGUUGACUCCCUCAUCAAUAUCCCCCCAGGGGUUCUCAGCUAGAGACGCUUGCAUGUCAGCACAUAUCUCAUGAUGGCAUCCCUGAGAAAUGAGAUGUUGUUGAUGAUGUUCCAGAAGCCCUUGAAGUUCCAAAUGCUUCAGUUUCUUGACUGAGAUAUUCUCUUGAGUUAAACUUCAUAUCUUGACGAAGGAUUUCCCGAGGAUUACUCACCUGACAUAAUGGCUUCCAAUAUAAUUGUGGAGCAGCAGUUUUCUCACAAAUUCACAGUGACGGUGGUUCGAGCAGAGAGCGUCACCAAGGGAGCACUGGGUGACCUGUUGGACACCUCAGAUCCAUAUGUGGAGCUGUUCAUCCCAACGGCCCCAGAGAGCAGAAAGAGGACCAAGCAUAUAGACAACAACAUCAACCCAAAAUGGAACGAGACCUUUCACUUCAUAUUAGACCCAAACCAGCAGAACAUCCUGGAGCUAACAUUAAUGGACGCCAAUUAUGUGAUGGAUGAGACACUUGGGACUGCAACCUAUGAGAUCACCAAGCUCAGAGUAGGCCAGACAAAGAUGGAGCUGUUCCUCAUUGGCAAAGCAACCAAAGUAUACCUAGAGAUGUCGCUGGAGAUCUGUACCAAACUGGACCUGCGGUUCAGCCAUGCCCUGUGUGACAAAGAGAAGCAGUUCCGACAGACCCGCAGAGAGAGAGUAAUGCUGGGCAUCAAGAAGCUGCUCGACAUGGAGAAGCCUCGUUUCCUCCCCAGCUCUCCAGAGGAGGUGCCGGUGAUAGCCAUAGCUGGCUCAGGAGGCGGUUUCCGUGCUAUGGUCAGCUUCUCAGGUGUUAUGAAAGCCCUGUUUGAGUCUGGGGUCUUAGAUUGUGCCACAUAUGUUGCCGGCCUUUCUGGAUCCACUUGGUACAUGUCUACUCUAUACUCUCACCCAGAGUUUCCAAAUAAGGGCCCAAAGGACAUCAACCUGGAGCUGAUGAAGAGAGUUAGCAGUAACCCACUGACGCUGUUGCUGCCCCAACACAUGACCAACUACAUCCAGGCACUCUGGGCCAAAAAGGCCUUUGGGCAGCCUGUUACUUUUACCGAUAUCUUCGGUAUGCUCAUAGGAGAGACGCUUAUUCCUGCGAGGAUGGACAUCAAACUAAGUAGCAUCCAGGAGAAAAUAGACCAGGCCCAGUGUCCUCUUCCUCUCUUCACAUGUCUGCAUGUCAAGCCGGAUGUUUCUGAGCUCAAGUUUGCAGACUGGGUGGAGUUCAGCCCGUAUGAAAUUGGGAUGGCAAAGUAUGGCACCUUCAUGACCCCCGACUUGUUUGGAAGCAAGUUCUUCAUGGGAACCGCAGUAAAGAAAUACGAUGAGAACCCGAUUGAUUUUCUGAUGGGUGUGUGGGGCAGCGCCUUCUCCAUUCUGCUCAACAGACUGCUGGGAGUCAAAGACACAGCUGGAGGCAGCACCAUGGAGGAGGAGUUAGAGCAGAUCAAACCACAGAACAUCGUCGGAGAAGACAGUCUGGACAAUGAUGACGAGCCACGUAAAGGUGGGACAAAGAACCAGGAGGCAGAAGACGAGUACCAUCGCACCGCUCAAGCUAGCUGGGCUCAACAAAUGUUCACGUCACUAUUCAGUGACUCAUCCUUAUUCAACACAAGAGAGGGCCGGGCCGGGAAGGUGCAUAAUUUCAUGCUGGGCCUGAACCUGAACACCAGCAUCCCGAUCUCUCCAGACACUGAGGUCACGUGCCAAGCCCCCCCACCUGAGGAGGAGGUAGAUGUUGUCACAGACCCAGAUGAGUUUGCUCGUAUUCACGAGCCUCUGGAUGUAAAGAGCAAGAAGAUCCAUAUAGUGGACAGCGGCCUCGCCUACAACCUCCCCUACCCUCUCAUUCUGCGGCCGCAGCGCAAAGUCAACCUCAUCAUCUCCUUUGACUUCUCUGCACGACCCAGCGACUCCAGCCCCCCCUUCAAGGAGCUCCUAUUGGCAGAAAAGUGGGCUCGAAUGAACAAGCUUCCAUUCCCCGAGAUCGACCCAAAAGUGUUUGACCGGGAGGGUCUGAAGGAAUGCUACGUCUUCAAACCAAAAAAAGGCGAAAAGAACUGCCCGACUGUCAUCCACUUUGUCCUGGUCAACAUCAACUUCAGGACAUUCAAAGCACCUGGUGUUCCCAGAGAGACUGAGAUGGAGAAGGAGUUGGCUGAUUUCGAUAUCUUUGACGACCCUGAGUCACCAUUCUCCACCUUUAACUUCCAGUACUCCAACGAGGCCUUCACCCGACUCCAUGACCUCAUGGAGUUCAACACUCUCAACAACCUGGAGGUGAUCAAAGAAGCCAUCAAGGACUGCAUCGUGUCCCGGAAGGAGAAUCCCUUGUGCAACUCUCUUCCCUUCUCUCUCAGUGAAAUCCCGAAAAAGAAGUUUCUCAAAAGAGAUCCUCAUGGAAAACCCUGGAACCUCUUUAGAAGUACUAACCAGUAGCCCGAUCUAAGACUUUGGAUAAAGCAGAUUUCUUUUGUAGAUUCUGUCUUAAAGUAAAGCAUUUUCUUUUUGGAAAAUGCUAAAAUGUUGAACUCUUUUCUGCAUAAUUUGAAUCAUACUUUUUGCACAAAGAACCCUAACUUUUACUGGUAAAACCCCGUUUGUGAAAAAGACUGGAUGUUGAAAAUCAACAUUUACUAAACACUGCAGUGUCACUAGAUUGUUACAGCAUCUGGCUCCAUCACAAACAACAGGACAUUGUUUGUGGGUCCUUCCUUUUGUUUUUAUAUUUACUGAGAAACUAGAAACUCUUAGUUCUUCAUGUGGGAAAAAAAUAUCCACCUCAGAUCCAAGUGUUCAUUCACUUCACUUAAAUGCAUAAAGUGCAUUUUCUAUUCCAAUUCACGUGGACACCUCUUGGCUUCAGAUCAUGCUGACGAAAACAUUUGCAUAUUUCCUAUGACUGUUUAUGCAGCCAGCCAUGUCUAAAUUGUGUUUGGAGCUGUGUGAAUGCACUGUAAGAAGCCUCACCUGUACCAGUAACUGUUUGUCAACUCUUUCCAUAUUGACUGCAGAACAUGCAAAUCACCAUUUUUUUUUCCUCUCACCGCGAUGGCUUGUGUAAUCCUGUUUGAAAACACUGAAGAGGAGCUUGUAACCAUUGGUUUUGUUUGAUGGCAACUCCUAAACACGCAACGUGCAACCCCUCUGGAUACCUCAAACAUCUCAAUGAUACUUACCCACAGAAUUUAACACACUACACCUACACCUGCAGCAGAGGAGGCCUGGAAUCUGACACACUACACUUCUACCUGCAUGGGCCCAAAGGCUGCAUACAGAGCAGUGGAAUUUUACUCUGAAGCACCUUCAAAUACUAAAUGCUCAUAUUUCAACCCCGCUGGUUUGGAAGAAACUGAGAAAACAAAAAGGAAGUGUUUUGCAGUCUUGCUGCAGGUAUUCAUGACCCACAAACCUUUGUAUUUUGCAGAUAAUUUGUGUCGGUUUUUGUUUGUUUAUGUUUCUGCAGUCAACAGCAUUGACUUAGGUUUCAUUUAAAGAUUAGGUUACAUAAAUAAAUCCAAAGUCAUGAUGACGUCUGGGCUGGGGGGUAGGAUGGCAUAUGGUUGAGAGUAAGGAGUCCAAGUUCAGAAUGCAGAGCUGUUUUAUAUUAUUUGUAGGUUUCGUUGUCUCUUUAUUUGUGUUGUUUAAGCUAGGACACGGAUACACACAACAUGGCUGGGGUC
This is a messenger RNA of Cottoperca gobio, 3948 nucleotides long. RefSeq names its product cytosolic phospholipase A2-like. Gene Ontology annotation, biological process: glycerophospholipid catabolic process. Lineage: Eukaryota; Metazoa; Chordata; Actinopteri; Perciformes; Bovichtidae. The coding region runs from base 455 to 2704 and encodes 749 amino acids. Gene Ontology annotation, cellular component: cytosol; nucleus; endoplasmic reticulum. The record is from RefSeq and is a predicted model, not a curated record. The transcript has 19 exons. Gene Ontology annotation, molecular function: calcium ion binding; calcium-dependent phospholipid binding.